Messenger RNA from Lampris incognitus (smalleye Pacific opah), 1110 nucleotides. RefSeq names its product thiamin pyrophosphokinase 2 (gene tpk2). The coding region runs from base 120 to 1022 and encodes 300 amino acids. Lineage: Eukaryota; Metazoa; Chordata; Actinopteri; Lampriformes; Lampridae. The transcript is spliced from 8 exons. Gene Ontology annotation, molecular function: 8-oxo-dGDP phosphatase activity. The record is from RefSeq and is a predicted model, not a curated record.
UGCACACGAGCCUCGGUUUUAAUGUACAAUUACUGCCCUCGUUUACUCGCUCGGACACAGUCAAAUGUCUGAAUUACAAAACUCCUACGCUUUCAAACAACAAUUUAUUUUUACUUCAAAUGGCUAACGCUUCUUGGUCAGAUAAAAUGCUCCAACUCCUCCGCCGAAUGAAUAAUUUCCAUUCACCAGGCUCGAGCAGGGCGACGUGUCUUCGAUUUGAAAUCGCCGGAGCCCAAAUUGGGUGGAUCCCUCCCCACGUUGCUUCGGUCUUGAAGGGCUAUCCCGGUGUGUUCAACCGACCACACGGCGGCGCAAUUUCACUUUGCCAUAAUUUGGACUCCUACGGGAGCAGAUCGGAGGCUGUGGAUAAUGUCCUGCAAACUCUUAGAAAAGGCAGGUCUCUGGCUUGUUUAAAGGGAUGGAGAGAUGAGAAGUAUGAGGUGAUGGCAAAGUUCUGUGACACUCCUUUAAUGAGUAUGGAAAGAGCAGCCACAAGCCUUUUCGGGGUGAAACGGUAUGGAGUUCAUAUAAAUGGAUACAGCUGGAGUGAAAAUGGAGAGCUCAGGAUGUGGCUGGCACGGCGCUCUGCCACCAAACAGACCUACCCAGGACUACUAGACAACCUGGCAGCGGGCGGGCUGGCUGCCGGUAUUGGCAUCAAACCCACCCUGAUCAAAGAAUGUGAGGAGGAAGCUUGCAUCCCAGCAGACAUUGCCAAGAUGGCCCGUCCCGUUAGCACAGUAAGCUACACCUAUGAAGAUGAGGAGGGUGUGUUCCCAGAGUGUCAGUUCGUCUUUGACUUGGAACUUCCUACUGAAUUCAAACCCAGAAUAGGUGAUGGAGAGGUGCAAGAUUUCUACCUCUUACCAAUUCAUGAGGUGAAACAGCUGCUGGUCUGUGAUGAAUUCAAACCCAACUGUGCCAUGGUUGUUUUAGACUUCCUCAUCAGACACUCCUUUAUUGAACCAGACACAGAACCCUUUUAUCAGGAAUUUGUGGCGGGACUCCAUCAAACAUUGUAGAUCCUGAGACCAAGUUGGAGACUGCACAAUGUUUAAAUCAUGUAACAUUUCACCAAGCCCAUAACAAAUGUUUAAAUAAGACUUGCUG